GCCGAUGAUGCCGAUGAUGCCGAUGGUGACGAUGAGGAGGAGGCCGAUGAAGGCCUGGCCGGGCGCUUCCUGGCGCUGGAGCAGGAGCUGCGCGAGGAGCUCCGGGCGCUGCCCCCCCCCGGCCCCCCCGUGACCCACGUGUACGACCCCCUGGACUACGCCUGGGACCCCCACAGCCACUUCGUGCGGCGCUUCCUGCGCUCCCAAAAACCCGUCCUGUUCCUGGGAAUGAACCCGGGGCCCUUCGGGAUGGCCCAGACCGGGGUGCCCUUCGGCGAGGCGUGGCACGUCCGCGAGUGGCUGCGGGUGCGGGGGGAGGUCCGCAAGCCCCCCCUGGAGCACCCCAAGCGGCCCGUGCUGGGGCUGCGCUGCCCGCGGGCCGAGGUGAGCGGCGCCCGCUUUUGGGGGCUCAUCCGGAGCCUCUGCCCGGACCCGCGGCGCUUCUUCCGCCACUGCUUCGUGCACAACCUGUGCCCCCUCCUCUUCCUCGCCGGCAGCGGCCGCAACGUGCCGCCCCCGGAGCUGGGGGGGCCGCAGCGGGAGCGGCUGCUGGGGGCGUGCGGGGCGGCGCUGGCGGGGGUCGUGCGGGCGCUGCGGGUGCGGCUCGUGGUGGCCCUGGGGCGAGUGGCCGAGCUGAGGGCGCGCCGGGCGCUGGCCGGGGCCGGGCUGGGGGUGCCGGUGCGGGGGAUCCCCCACCCCUCGCCCAGGAACCCCCGCGCCAACCAGGGCUGGGAGGGGGCGGCCCGGGAGCGGCUGCGGGAGUUGGGGGUGCUGCGGCUCUUGGGGGUGCGGGAGGAGGGGGAGGAGGGGG
This is a messenger RNA of Neopelma chrysocephalum (saffron-crested tyrant-manakin), 811 nucleotides long. Its product is annotated as single-strand selective monofunctional uracil-DNA glycosylase-like. Gene Ontology annotation, biological process: base-excision repair. Gene Ontology annotation, molecular function: oxidized pyrimidine nucleobase lesion DNA N-glycosylase activity; single-strand selective uracil DNA N-glycosylase activity. Lineage: Eukaryota; Metazoa; Chordata; Aves; Passeriformes; Pipridae. The record is from RefSeq and is a predicted model, not a curated record.